CCCGCAAUUACUGACACGCCUCCUUCUUCCUCCUUUUCAAUUUAUUACAUUGAAUUCCAACACCAAUAAAACCAAAACUAAUUAAUGUUAUUUAUUUGGAUUUCUCACACCCAAUUCCAAACCUCAUUUAAUUACUCCUUUUUCUCCUUCCCCUAAUAAACUCUUCCCCCAUUUCUUCUCAAUCACACUAUUUAUCUUCUUCUUCUUCUCCAUUUUUACAUAAAGUUUCAAUCUUUUUCUCUCUUUUUAAUUUAAUUUCUUAAUAAUUAUGGCAGCAGAUGUAAGUAGACAGAUUAAAAGUGAAGCUAAAUCUGGUUUAAUUACUCGUGAUUUUCUUGGUGGGUGUUCUGGGAUUGAUUCUAAAGAAUUAGACCUUGAUUUGCAUGUUCCAAUUGGUUGGGAAAAACGUCUUGAUCUUAAGUCAGGAAAAGUCUACAUACAGAGAUGCAAUCCUGCAAAUUCAGCAGCAUCUGAACAGAAGAAUUUAUCAAACCAACUCUCACCAAAACUUCAUGAUUUAAAUACUUUUCCACAAUUAUCAACAUCAUCAUCAUCAAAUGUAAAGCCAACACUUGGUUUAUUUGAACAACCACCAAGUUUAGACCUUAAGUUAGUCUCUAAUAAUCCACCCUCAUCUACAUACACAAGUGUGUGUACUUUAGAUAAGGUAAAAUCAGCUCUUGAUAGAGCUGAGAGAGCCUCACCCACUUCGUCAUCGACGUCAUCCUCUAAGAGGCGUUGGAUGAUAAUGCCAUCGACUGUCGGAUCACAAUCACCAUCGAAUUCCUCGUCGUUGUCAGUUGGUGAAGAUGAGCGGGAGUCGUCCACGAGGUGGACUAAUUCCUUGAUCUCUAAUCAAAAUGGCGGGUUAUUGGUGGCUGCAGCUUGCCCUGGUUGUUUACUAUAUGUGUUGAUAUCAAAGAAUGAUCCUAAAUGUCCUAAGUGCAAUUCAGAAGUUCAUUUGCCUGUGAUGAGUAAGAAGCCUAAGAUUGAUCUUAACAUAUCAAUAUGAAUUUGUCGAAGAAAUCGGAGGCGAAUUUGAUUAGAAUUUGAAUGGUUUAUGAUCCUUCCUAGUUCAUGGUAGAUAAGUAGAAUGUUUUAUUUAUAUUAUGGAGUAUGCCUGUCUAUGGGAUAUAUGGCUACUUAAUUUGAUUAUAUUCUUAAGAUAGAUAUAUAGUUUAAUGAUAGAACAUAGUUUUGUACAUUUAAAAAGUAAUACAAGAUCGAGGAUUUUGUUUU
This is a messenger RNA of Beta vulgaris subsp. vulgaris (sugar beet), 1239 nucleotides long. RefSeq lists its product as hypothetical. The record is from RefSeq and is a predicted model, not a curated record. The coding region runs from base 269 to 1012 and encodes 247 amino acids. The transcript is spliced from 2 exons. Lineage: Eukaryota; Viridiplantae; Streptophyta; Magnoliopsida; Caryophyllales; Amaranthaceae.